CGUAGCUACCUCCAGCGGCGGCACUACUAUACGAGAGGGCGAGAGAAAGAGGCUCACGCCGCUGCAGACACGGAGAGGGAGAGCGAGAGAGAGAGAGAGAGAGAGAGAGAGAGAGAGAGAGAGAGAGAGAGAGAGAGAGAGAGAGAGAGCGACGAGACGAGCGGCAGUCCGAGAGGGAGAGCCCGUUUAAAUACGACGAGAAGCUCGCGCGCUCCUUCAGUCCGGCAGCAACAGUCCAACCGAUUCCUCCGGACCGAAGACCGAUUUUUUCUCUCGCUGCUUUUCCUCCCUGCUGCUCUCGAUACGCACAGAGCCAAACUCAUCCCCUCUCCCCCCACUCGCUCUGCUGACUCUAUCUCAGGGCGUGUGCGCGAGCGCGACGCGACGCAUUUGCCCUCGCGCGACAGCCGUGGCUGCUUUUGAAAAGCCCGCCGAAACUUCGAUUGGCCGAGCAGUGCGCGCUUUUCUCUGUGAUAUGUGCUCUCAGCAGUGAUCCCCGGAGGUAAACACAGAGCAAGAGAGAGAGAGAGAGAGAGAGAGAGAGAGAGAGAGAGAGAGAGAGAGAGAGAGAGAGAGACAGAGAGAGAGAGAGAGAGAGAAAGCUGGAAGAGGCUCGCUGAGACGCCGGACGGAUAGACUCGCGAUAAGGCUUUCGUCGGAGAUACGCAAGCCGGCAGGAUGACCAACAGCAUGAAGCAGACUGUUAUCAAAAAUCCAACUUGGUGGAAGAGACGCUCGGCACUGGAACGCGGGCUGACAAUCAUUGCGGUAUGUUCAGUCUUGGUCGCCAUAGCCCUUGCCAUUGGUCUUGGGGUUCUCGCGCGCAAUGCCGAACCUUGCGAGUCAAGCCUCAUGAGCGCUCCGGCUAAUGCGGAAAUGCUACCGUCCACAGCGGAAGCCCUCAUCGGUGCGCCGCUUGCCAAGAAGGUGCCUCAAGUUGUCGAGAAGUCGCCGGAAGGAGAUAUUUGCUUGUCGCCCGGCUGCAUCCACACAGCUUCCUCGAUUUUGGAAAAUAUGGACCAGAACGUGGAGCCGUGCGAUGACUUUUAUCGAUUCGCUUGCGGUAGUUUUCUGAAGAACACGAUAAUCCCCGAUGACAAGACGAGCGUCAACACGUUCAGUAUCAUCAGUGACAAGCUGCAGAAGCAGCUCAGGAGCAGCAUCGAAGAGGAGAGCAAACCCAACGACCCAAGGCCAUUUAGGCUAUUGAAGACUCUGUAUAAGACAUGCAUGAACAAGACUCUUAUCGAAGAGGAGGGUCUGAAUCCACUCCAUAAGAUCCUCAAAGAGCUGGGUGGAUGGCCAGUUUUGGUAGGAGACAAAUGGAGCGAUGGCGACUUCAACUGGAAAGAAUCUGUUUACAAAUUCGGUAAAAAAGGUUAUUCCGUGGACUAUUUCAUCGAUUUCAGUAUUGGAGUUGAUCUGAAAAACAGUACCAAGCGUGUUAUCGAUUUGGACCAAGCCUCCUUGGGUCUGUCGCGUGAAUACUUGUCGAAAGGAAUGGACGACAAAAUCGUGAGCGCAUAUUACAACUACAUGGUGGACAUUGCUGAGAUUCUGGGCGCGGACAGAGAACAAGCUAAGAUCGAGCUUAAGGAAUCGCUCGAGUUUGAAAUCAAACUCGCCAACAUUUCUCUACCGAGCGAAAAGAGGCGAAACGCCACAGCUCUGUACAAUCCCAUGACGGUACGCCAGCUGACGCAAAAGUUUCCGACGAUUCCCUGGCUGGAGUACUUCAGCACUCUUCUGCCAUCGAGUAUCACCGUAACCGAGGAUGAGAUGGUCAUCGUCAAUGUACCGAGCUUCAUUACCGAUCUCGAGAAAUUGCUCGAGCAGACUCCCAAGCGCAUACAGGCCAACUAUGUUAUGUGGAGGGCGGCAGCGACAUCCGUCAGCUAUCUCAACGAUGAAAUCCGCAAGCGUCAGCUCGCUUACUCGACCGUCAUUAGUGGUAGGACGGAGCGAGAGCCAAGGUGGAAGGAAUGCGUGGACAUUGUUUCCGGUAGUUUCUCGAUCAGCGUAGGCGCACUCUACGUCAGAAAAUACUUCAACGAAGACGCUAAAAAGAACGCCGUCGAAAUGGUUUCAAAUAUCAGGGGUGAAUUCAAGAAAAUUCUGGACCAGGUCGACUGGAUGGACGACGAGACAAGGAAAGCCGCGCUGGACAAGGCCGACUCGAUGAGCACGCACAUCGCAUAUCCAGAUGAGUUGCUCGACGACACAAAGCUCGAGCAGUUCUACGAAAAACUGGAGAUCACGCCGGGCAACUAUCUCGAGAGUAUCCUGAACCUUACGCUCUUCGGUACCCAGUACUCGUUUGAGAAGCUCAGAAAGCCGGUAAACAAGAGCGACUGGGUAACUCACGGCAGACCCGCCAUCGUUAACGCCUUCUACUCGUCUAUAGAGAACAGCAUUCAAUUCCCAGCUGGAAUCCUGCAGGGUGCGUUCUUUAGUAAUGAUAGGCCCAAGUAUAUGAACUACGGUGCCAUCGGCUUUGUCAUGGGUCACGAGAUCACCCACGGAUUCGAUGAUCAAGGUCGGCAGUUCGACAAGAACGGUAAUCUCGUCGAAUGGUGGGCCGCUGAAACCAAAGAGAAGUACCUGAAGAGAGCGCAAUGCAUUAUCAAUCAGUACGGCAACUAUACCGCACCGGAAGUAUCACUGAACUUGAACGGCAUCAACACGCAGGGUGAAAACAUCGCGGACAACGGUGGAAUCAAGGAGGCCUACUUGGCUUACAACGAGUGGGUUCGUCGUAACGGAGCCGAACCGCGACUGCCAGGUCUCGAUUACAGUGGCCAGCAAAUGUUCUGGAUCAGCGCAGCCAACACCUGGUGCAGCAAGUACCGACCAGAGACCCUCAAGUUGCGCAUCACCACCGGUGUCCACAGUCCUGGCGAGUUCCGUGUCCUGGGACCUCUUUCGAACAUGGAUGAAUUCGCCAAGGACUUCAAAUGCCCUGUCGGCUCCAGGAUGAACCCGGAAAAGAAGUGCGCCGUCUGGUAGACAACAGCAGCAAACAUAGUCUGCUGAAAGAACCUUUAUUUGAAGGAAAGCGACUACUUUUUUUUUUUAAUUUUGAUGCAGGGGACUGAAUAGAUCAUCCGAGCAGAAGGUUGAUGUUUAUGAGGAUAUAGGAUACUUUCAUUUUUAUUCGAAACUGAUAUAUCUUACUUUUGAACUUUCUUCAAGCAUUUCGACAAAGCUUGCCCUAAUGCUAUGUAUAGCUGACUUUGACUUGAAUGUGCAUUUUGGUGAGCGACAAAAAACUUCUGCUCGGACCAUAACGAAUAUGUAAAUCGUUCGGUGAUGGGUUUCCGGUGAUUAUCUUUUCAAGGGAGAUGUAGGUCGAAAACCGGAAGUGCCUUGAUCCGUAAAAAAAACGACUAAUUCGACCAGGUAAAAAAUUAAUGUUAGCCAAUCGGAAAAAUAUGAUGCGACGCGAAAAGAAAAAAAAACUUGAACAUUAAAUGACUAUGAAACUCAUUUAACUAUAAAAUUUGAGAAUAAAUGAAGCUUACACACUCUUCGAACAUAGUGAAUGUAUGUACGACUAUAUUGUACGAAAAGUAGGGAAUUAAGUAACUUAUUAAGAAACUUUGAUAACCCAUUCUUCGCAACUGUUCUCCGAAUAUUGUAAAUGUUCGGCGUUGCACAGGAAAACUAAUUGUCACUUGUUUGUGAUGUCAAGAUCUGAAAUAAUUUUGCACAUUGCAGACAUGGACUGUUGCGUACUGCAACAAAAAGACGCUACGUGCUUUACUCACGCGAACGCACGUCUGCGCUUGCGCGAACGCGAUUUUCAGAAAUAUCAACGCGAUUUCGGCAUCGUAUGAUUUCGUCGACGUGUCAAUUUUUUGUGAUAAUAAUAAACAUUCGAUGCGAAGAUUUAAAAUCUAUUAAGUGUAGAAGUAAGACCUACCGUGUAUAUUACAUUCUUAUUAAUCAUCACAUUCGACACGAGUAAAUUGCCGUUAUUGUGUGUGCUAAUAUGGAUUCAAAAAUUGACUUGUCCCAUAUUCUGGAUUGACCUAUUGUUCAUGACUGUAAGAUAUAAUACAUUGAUGCGCUCGCGUGAAAUUACUUUUUCGUAUGCGAAAAUACUGCACAAUUAGGCAGACGUGAUAUACCUUUAAGAUGUUAUCGGUAUACGAGAUUAUCAUUAUUAUAAUAUUAUUCGUGGCUUAUUUCCGUUACUUGAAAAACUUGCUUAAAAUCAAUAACUCUCGGUAUAAUAAUGUUUUUGAGUUGGUUUUUCAAGUAUAGCUUGCUUUGUCAAUAAGAGCAAAAAUAAUUGAUUUUUUACAACAUAGCUGUAGAGUCCGGUGCUUAGAUUUUUUUUCAUCGAAAAUUGGAAUAACAAUUCGUAUGGUUCAGCUGCCAACUUAUAGAUUUUCUUGCGACGUAUAAUCUAUGUAGGAUUUAUAAAUCAAUGAUGUUAGCCAUAAGCCCCAUUCGUAAAAUAUACAGGAGGUGGUUUGACAAGACAAAAGCGAGAACAGAUAACAACACUUUGAUGUUUAUGAAUAGAGCGACCGUGUGGAAGUACUUGUAGGAAUAGCCUCCUUUCUAGUAUUAAUCGUUAGUAGUUCGUUAUACCGUGUACAUUUGACAGAAUAAUCUCGCUUCAUUGAUGAGCUCCAUCACUUAUGCUUUGCCAUAGACAAGCAAGCCACAACUGCGAUUCGUAAUUUAUUAUUGAUAUUGUGUAAUUACAUAGGUAGUAAAAGUUGACGUAUUGUUUUACAAGUUAUUUUUUUAAGGAGGCGACUAAGAAUCUUACAUGUUUAAUCAUAAUAUAUUUGUUGAACGUCAAAUUUUAAUAUUAAACAGAUAAUAGUACUUUUCGGCUAUUCACUUGUUCAACUUUAUCUGAUCCUGUAUUAGGUAUUGAGAAGUCUUGUAAAAUGUAAAGCUUGCUCGCAGUGAUGAUUUUGACUUGCACUUUCGAGUACAGGUAUUAUUAAAAACUUGUUUUUAAAACUGCAGCGUAAGAAUGAAACUACCUGCAAUUUUCUGUAUUAAAAAUAAAUUCUGAGAAUUUUCCGAA
Molecule: messenger RNA, 5050 nt
Organism: Nasonia vitripennis (jewel wasp)
Lineage: Eukaryota; Metazoa; Arthropoda; Insecta; Hymenoptera; Pteromalidae
Gene: Nep2
Product: neprilysin-2-like
Exons: 11
Coding region: 679-3006 (775 amino acids)
Biological process (GO): protein processing
Cellular component (GO): plasma membrane
Molecular function (GO): metalloendopeptidase activity
Source: RefSeq, a predicted model, not a curated record